CAAUGUCAGUAGCACGGAGAUGACGCACCUUCACUGGGAAACACAGGAAAACAGGUUCCUGCAGUGAGGAGGAGCGUAAAAUAACAACAACCAAAAGUGAAAGAAACCUCUCUCGAGCCUUACCUGACGAACUCCUCGACAUGACAUGUUUCAUUAAGAGUGAGAUUUAUUAAUGUUUUGUACUUUAAUUGUUUUCUAAGGAGCCUUAUAUUGGACUUGAUAUCUGAUGUCUGGAGAUGGCGGAAGGAACUUCAAAGAUGUCAGCGAUCAGCUCCAGUUCAGAUGAUCCAGUAAUCAGGAUUCUUCUGAUGGGCAGAAAGGGCUCUGGGAAAAGCUCAUCUGGAAACACCAUACUGAGAGAAAGAAAGUUUAAAGUUCAUGUACAACAGAACAAGCAUGAAGCUGAAAAUGAGUUUGUUGAAGAUUUUGAGGGUAAAACACUUAUUGGUGGGAAGCAGGUGCAUGUGAUUGCUUGUCCAGAUCUACUGGAUCCAGAUCUGAAUGAAGAGCAGCUGGAGGAACUGAAAGAGCAACUGGUCUCUCGAUGUGCAGCAGGUCUCAGUUCAGUUCUGCUGGUUGUGCCUUUAGUGAGAAAUGUGGAAAAUGAGGAAGAGAUCUUGUAUUAUAUAAAGGGUUUAUUUGGUCCUGAAAUACAGAAGUACAUCAUGAUUCUGUUCACUCAUAGAGAUGAACUAGAUGAUCUGGGUGAGACCACUGAAGCACAUCUACAAAGCAAUGAUCAUGCUGAUCUUCAACAGCUGGUGAAUGUUUGUGGAGGAAAGUUUCACUGUUUCAAUAACAAGAGCAAAUCAGAUGAUCAGGUACAAGAACUACUGCAGAAGAUUGGAGGAAGGAUGGAGGAAAACAGAGGGAAAUUUUGCAUGGAACGAAUGAGGAGGAGAGCAAGCAAGGAAGCUCCUGAUGUCAUUUUUUCAGGAGAGUCUCCAGCCAAAUCUUCAGAGUUGACCAAUGUGAUUCCUGAGCGCAAAGACCAGAUCAGGCUGGUUCUGCUGGGAAAAACUGGAUCUGGGAAAAGUGCCACUGGAAACACCAUCAUCGGCAGAAACGUAUUUAAAUCUUCAGCCAAUUCAAUAUCUCUGACCAAACAGUGCAGCUCAAAAACUAUUGAGAGGAUGGGUAAAAAGAUUACAGUGAUCGACACACCAGGACUUUUUGAUAAUAAACUCAGUGAAGAGGAGGUUCAAACUGAACUAUUGAAAUGCAUAACAUACUCGUCUCCUGGACCGCAUGCUUUUAUUAUUGUCAUUAGAGUGGGUCGAUUCACUGAGGAGGAGAAAAAUACAGUGGAACAUCUCAAAGAAGUGUUUGGAGAACAGAUAGAAAAAUACACCAUGAUCAUCUUUACCCACAAAGAUCAGUUAGAUAAAGACAAUAAAACCAUUGAAAACUAUCUACAGAAUGCUGAUCCAGAUCUUCAGUCCCUCGUUCACAGCUGUGGAAGACGAUUCUUCUGUCUGAACAACAACUCUGCCAGUUUCCCUCAGUUUAAAAACCUGAUGCGUAAAAUAGAGAUGAUGGUGGCAGAAAAUAAAGGCUACUUCAGAAAUGAAACAUUUGAGGGAACAGAGAAAUGCAUUCAGGAGAUUCAGAAAAUGAAAUUACAUGAGAAAAUGGAGCAGUUGGGUUUAGCUGCAGAGUCUCAGUGUGAAGAAACCCAUUUAUUCAAAACUCAUGAGUACAUAACAGUUCUAGUCAGACGGUUGAAGGUGACUGGGGAUGAAAUGAACACCAUAAAGGAACUCGAGAGACAAGGAAUCACUAAUAUUGAGGCAGUAGUACAUGUGCUCCGAGCCACAGGAAAACAGGACAUGUGUGGAGUUCAGUGAGAGACUCAGUCAUAAUCAGACAUACAAUACAAAGCACUUU
This is a messenger RNA of Carassius auratus (goldfish), 1887 nucleotides long. RefSeq names its product GTPase IMAP family member 8-like. The transcript has 3 exons. NCBI's taxonomy places the organism in Eukaryota, Metazoa, Chordata, Actinopteri, Cypriniformes, Cyprinidae. Gene Ontology annotation, molecular function: GTP binding. The record is from RefSeq and is a predicted model, not a curated record. The coding region runs from base 237 to 1847 and encodes 536 amino acids.